Molecule: messenger RNA, 2001 nt
Organism: Erigeron canadensis
Lineage: Eukaryota; Viridiplantae; Streptophyta; Magnoliopsida; Asterales; Asteraceae
Product: disease resistance protein RUN1-like
Exons: 4
Coding region: 1-2001 (666 amino acids)
Biological process (GO): signal transduction; defense response
Molecular function (GO): ADP binding
Source: RefSeq, a predicted model, not a curated record
AUGGUUAUUCUGAGUGAUAUUGACCAAGGAUCCACAAGUCAAAGAUAUGACGUAUUUUUAAGUUUCAGAGGUUCCGAUACUCGUAACAAUUUCACCGAUCACCUCUACAAUGCCCUGAUUGAUGCCGAUAUAGAUACCUUUUUAGAUGAUGAAGAGAUCGAAACAGGGGAAGACCUGAAACCUGAGCUGGAGGAUGCCAUCAGAUCAUCAAGGGCUUCUGUUAUAGUGUUGUCCAAGAAUUACCCCACUUCCACAUGGUGUCUUGAUGAGCUGGCAUUGAUCCUUGACCAACGUCGGGUCUCUGACCAUAUUGUGAUCCCCAUCUUCUAUCAUGUUGACCCCACCCAUGUAAGGAAGCAACAGAACAGCUUUGGGGAUGCUAUGGAAGACCACAGACGGAAGAAGAUGGAGGCCGAAACAAACGCAGAGGAAAGAGUUCGAUGGUGUCAAAAGUUGGAUAGAUGGAAGAAAGCACUGACAGAGGUCGCCGACUUAAAAGGAAAAGACGUCAAGGGCAGGAAAGAGACAGAGUUUAUUGAAGAAAUUGUUACUGAAAUCCGCCAAAGAUUAGGUGUACCCUUGAGUAAUACUUUGCCACUCCUUAUUGGGAGGAGCUGUCACGUUGAAGAAAUCACGUCGUGGUUGACAGAUGGUUCUUCCAGUCAUAGUGCUGACAUUCUCACAAUUGUUGGCAUGGGUGGGAUUGGGAAGACAUCUUUGGCCAAAUAUGUCUUCCACUUGCACUCUCAUACAUUUGACAGGAGCAGCUUUAUUGAAGGUAUCAAUUUAAGAUGUACUGGAAAUUAUAAUGGAUUGCUUGAUGUACAAAAGCAACUUUAUGGUGACAUCUUAAAAAGGGACAAGCUACAAGUUCACGAUCCGCAUGUAUACACCUCCAAGAUUGAGAAAACAUUAGCCCGUGUGAAGGUUUAUUUAAUUCUUGAUGAUAUUGACAGUUUUGACCAGUUGGAUGCGUUAGUUGGAAACAAAGGUUUUUAUCCGGGUAGCAAAAUAAUAAUAACAACAAGGAACGCUUCAUUGAUAGACAGGUGUGCACUUUUCAAAUCAAAAGUUAACCCCAAGCAUACAAAGCUUGAAAUUAAAGGCUUAUAUGAAACUGCAGCACUACAGCUAUUACGUCUUCAUGCAUUCAAAUGCAAAGAUCCCAAAGAAGGUUAUGAAAAGGUUAUACAAAAGCUUGUGAAGUACUGUGAAGGACAUCCAUUGGCGCUUGAAGUUCUUGGAAAGUCUCUAUAUAAUCGAGAUAUACCUUAUUGGGAAGCAUGCAUAGAAAGCUUAAAGAAUGAAACUCAUUCGGAUAUAAGGACCGUCUUGCAGAUGAGUUUCGAUUCCUUGCCAUUCCCCAAUGAUAAGGAAUUAUUUAAGCAUAUUGCUUGUUUUUUUGUUGGAUUAGAUCGAGAGAUUAGCGAGAAAAUACUAAAGGCGUGUAAUAUAAACACAAUAUCUGGAAUACCGAAUCUCAUCGAGAGAUGCCUUCUUAGUAUUGGAUGGGGUAAGAAGUUGAUGAUGCAUCAACUACUUCAAGAUUUGGCGAAAGCUUUAGUACGUGAAGAAUCACCCGAUCAUCCUGGAAAGCGCAGUCGAUUGUGGUGUCAUGAUGAGUCAUUUAAAGUGUUGAAAAGGAAAAAGGGUACUGAAAAACUUAAAGGCCUCGUCCUUGACACGAGAAUGCUUGAAAAAGAGAAGUUUUGUGGUCUGAAUACAGAUGCCUUUAGAAAUAUGGAUAAUUUAAUGAUACUACAUCUCAACUAUGUGCAACUCAGUGGGUCUUAUGAGAAUUUUCCAGAAGAACUAAGAUGGCUGCGUAUGCAUGGAUUCCCUCUAAAGUCGAUACCUUCAGACAUACCAAUGGAGAAGCUGGUUGUUCUGGACAUGUCACGAAGCAAUAUCGAAUCAUUUGGCACGUGUAGUACUAGUUGUAAUCCUCAACCAUGUGAGGGUGGGCAAAAGCCCCAGAUCACACACAAACUCACCAAAUGA